AAAUAUUCGCCAUCUUAUUGCCCGGACAUCUUUCCAUCCAAGUCCGGCGUCUGUCCCAUAUUUCCGGAAAUGACGGCAUGCGAUUGUCAUAAAGAAAGCAGGUGGUGUCAUAGUGAUAAGGACUGCCCCGGAAGAGAGAAGUGCUGUUACGCAGGCUGUAGAUGUAGAACUAUGUGUCUGAAGCCGGAUGUUACUGGAGUCAUUAUCUUACCUCCUCCAUUGGUUUCCGUCUGUCAAUUACCCAGAAUUCCCGGACCUUGUAUAGCAGCCAUCCCCCGAUGGUGGUAUAACCCUGUUUCCGGUCAGUGUGAGCUCUUCAGAUACGGAGGAUGCUGUGGUAACCUGAACAAUUUCAUCAGUAAGGAAGAUUGCGAGGUCACGUGUUCACCAGGAUUUUAAUGUUAACUGUGCUAUUUUUG
Messenger RNA from Ostrea edulis (European flat oyster), 419 nucleotides. RefSeq names its product eppin-like. Gene Ontology annotation, cellular component: extracellular region. Gene Ontology annotation, biological process: negative regulation of peptidase activity. The record is from RefSeq and is a predicted model, not a curated record. Lineage: Eukaryota; Metazoa; Mollusca; Bivalvia; Ostreida; Ostreidae. The coding region runs from base 70 to 399 and encodes 109 amino acids. The transcript has 3 exons. Gene Ontology annotation, molecular function: serine-type endopeptidase inhibitor activity.